GUUAGUUUUAUGUUAGUAUACUCGAAUAUUUUAAUUUCAAAAUUUUUAACGUAAGCAAGUAUUAUGGGUAUUUCAGCGUAUUUAAAAUGUGAAGUCUUAGCGUUUUUUGUAAUUUUAUGUUGGUUCGAUUUAAAUGGCGUGCGCGGCUAUCCUACCAGCUACAAAGAACCCAACCCUAACCAACCUGUUGAAAUGACGACGACACCGAAAAAAGUUAAAGACACUUUUCAGUUAAAUAAGCAAGUUAUGCCAAUCCCACAGAAUGAUACAAAGAAAACACAGACGUACAAGUCACAGGUUUCAAAACUGCUUAACGAUGGCGCGUUUGAGCCAGUAACGUACAAAGUAAAGUUUGCCAAUUCUGGCAGCAAAUCAACCAAGCAGAACGAAGACGAUGACGAUGAUGAUGAUGGCGGCGAAUACGAGGGAGCUGUGGACUACGCGAGUUGCAAGAGGAAGGAGCAAGAAGAACCGCAAGAUAAGAAAUCUAUGCCUAUUAUGAUCAUUCGUGGUUUAGACGUCAUGGCGAUGGACCUCCCAGUUUCCGUAGAAAAAGAGUGCAUGAAACCAAAGGAAGAGAAACCCAAAGUGUGCGGAGAUAAGAAAGAUGAGAAACGUAAAGACUUUGACAAACUAGGAGAAUGCGGUCAAAAUCAUGAAGACUACUUUCAAAACCAACAGAAAGUAUAUAACAAUGGUGUUCAGAGAGAUGUAAACGAGUUUCCGAAAGACUCGAAGGAAAACAGCUGGGGAGAGUGGUCUCCCUGCAGUAAGUCCUGCGGGAUUGGUGUGCAGUCCAGGAGCAGAGCUCAUCCCUCGGGGUAUCCUGAGCGGGAUACACAGUUCAAGUCAUGUCACCUUGCUGAUUGUGCAGAACCUCGGGUGUACCCGUCCAACGUAGGGUCGCCGUCGUACAGGGACCUGGUGAGAAAUUAAAUUAGAGCACUUUACUGCAAAGAAAUAUUGUGAUAAAGGAUACAAAUCAAAAUUAAUAAGGCUGAAGUCCUUAUCUUCGUGAACGAAACGGAGUACCGUGCGGUACCGGAACAGUAUAUGACAAUUAUUCUGAUUCCCCAACAAAUAUAGUAAAAUUUGAAAAUUGUAAUUAUCUUGAAAUUAAACUUUGAUUUACGAAGCAGACAA
Molecule: messenger RNA, 1143 nt
Organism: Macrosteles quadrilineatus (aster leafhopper)
Lineage: Eukaryota; Metazoa; Arthropoda; Insecta; Hemiptera; Cicadellidae
Exons: 3
Coding region: 64-936 (290 amino acids)
Source: RefSeq, a predicted model, not a curated record